This is a messenger RNA of Daucus carota subsp. sativus, 1572 nucleotides long. RefSeq names its product exocyst complex component EXO70C2. The record is from RefSeq and is a predicted model, not a curated record. Gene Ontology annotation, cellular component: exocyst. Gene Ontology annotation, molecular function: phosphatidylinositol-4,5-bisphosphate binding. Gene Ontology annotation, biological process: exocytosis. The transcript has 3 exons. Bases 1 to 1572 code for a protein of 523 amino acids. Lineage: Eukaryota; Viridiplantae; Streptophyta; Magnoliopsida; Apiales; Apiaceae.
AUGACUCUUGCACCUCCAAUGACAUCUGAUCAUACUGAUCUGAAGGCAUCAGAGUCCGAAGAUGCCUUUAAGUCGCAACAUUUGGAGUCAGCAGCAAAGCUAAUCAUAGAAUUUGGAUCUCCAUUGCAGCUACAACAACUUAUCAGAGUUGAAAACCGCGACCAAUUUGAUCAGUACUUGUGUGCAGUAGAUGAGGUUCAGCAAUCAAUAAAGUCAGGAAUAUUGGGAUGCUCAAUCCGUGCAACCGCUUCUGAUUCUUUGAAUUCCACUGUUUACUCUAGUAGUCUGUCCAGCACUAGUUAUGAGUUGCAGGGAAGCAAUCAAACGUCCCAUCGCGAGCUCUCCACAGAGGAAGUUUAUUAUCUCCGUGACAUUGUAAAGAAGCUGGACUCCACAGGAUGUCUUGGGGACUGCCCUGACGUGCACAGAAUUUCAAGGAAGUCCGCGGUGGAAGCAAGGCUUCUGCAGUUUCACAUUAGGAACUGGACCGCUAAUGACUUGCAAAUUUUGGACAGUGUACAGUUUGCUGAAAAAAUUAGAAUGUGGAUCCAAGCAGCCAACAUAUUCGAACAUGUUGCAGUUGAGUUGAACAAUUUUGCGGAAGCUGCAAGUACUAUUGCCUCAUUUGCAAAACUCUUUGCAGUUUUGGAUCUGUACAGGGCUCUUUCUGUUAUCUUGCCUAUGAUUCAAGAUAUUUUCCAUUCUGUUUCAAGCAUAUCCCGCGGGGCAAUUAAGACUAUAAAUAGCCUCCCCACUCUAGUAAGAAAAUUGUUCAGCAGCUUUGAGGAUACUGUGCUUAAUGAGCUAUCGAACGCUCCAAUUCCAGAAGGGAAAAUUCAUUUUCUGACAGAAUAUGCAAUGAUAUAUCUGACUAGAAUUUCACUGCACAAGGAACUGCUAACACAUAUAAUUGUAUCGAAACCGACUAAAAGCCUGAGAAAUCAGGAAGAUGACCUGUUUCUGGAUGCUUCAGGUGGAACCCCAUUAGAACUUCACAUGAUCUGGAUCAUAAUAAGCUUAAAAAUCAAUUUGGAGCGUAAAUCUGAAUUAUACCAAGACUCCACGUUACGCUAUGUAUUCCUCACAACCAAUGUCAACUACAUAAUCAAGACUAUUACAGCAUAUCCGGAACUACUAAAGAUGAUUGGGAAGGAGUAUCUAUCAAAGUUGAGCAACUAUGUCGUGCAGGCAGCACAGGACUAUAUUUCAUCCAUCUGGCACAGGGUUUUGCACUGCUUAAGAGACGAUGGACUACAUUAUCAGAUUCCAUUUUAUAAUGGAAUAUCGAGGAAAUCUGUGAAAAAUAGGUUCAAGGCUUUCAACACUACAUUCGAAGAGGUUUGUCAGACUCAAUCUAGUAUGCUUGUGCCGGAUAUUCACAUACACUGUCAGCUUCAUAAGCAGAUGAUAAGUAAUUUGCUUCCGGCUUAUGAGUCGUUUCUGCAAAAAUAUGGUAUGCAGAUACAGGGUGAAAGGUACAAGGAGAGAUACAUCAAGUAUACAUCAGAGGAGCUCAAGUUCAAGAUGUUAUCAAUUACUGAAGCUAAUCUAGCUCUAAAUUCAUUUGAAUAG